This is a messenger RNA of Esox lucius (northern pike), 4175 nucleotides long. RefSeq names its product SH3 domain-containing protein 19. Lineage: Eukaryota; Metazoa; Chordata; Actinopteri; Esociformes; Esocidae. Bases 357 to 3494 code for a protein of 1045 amino acids. Gene Ontology annotation, cellular component: ESCRT-0 complex. The transcript is spliced from 15 exons. Gene Ontology annotation, biological process: protein transport to vacuole involved in ubiquitin-dependent protein catabolic process via the multivesicular body sorting pathway. The record is from RefSeq and is a predicted model, not a curated record. Gene Ontology annotation, molecular function: protein binding.
UUCCUCGAGAGACCUCUUCCUGCUCUGACGUAGGGACGUGGGAACGUGCUUGGGGCGAGAGAGACGGGUCGGACAAACUAUUAUGACAGUCUCUCCGGCUAUUCUGAUCAACAAAUAGCUAUUGUUUUGUCGGUUUAUGUUCGUUUCACACAAUACCAACGGUGGCAACGGGUAUUUAUAUAGUCGUCUUGUUAAGUGAAAAGUUGUGAAGUCCGGGACACUUUCACGUACGGCUCCUGCAAAAGGCGGUUUGUGGACGGGAAAAUGUUCAUGAACAAGGAAAUGUUCGUAUUCAUUGUUUUGGUGUUGUAGCCGGUUGUCUUAAAUACCCCUCUAUCACGUCCUCUGUCUCUGCGAUGGCCGAGGCUAGGAGAGCGGAUGAAGACGAGACGGAGGGUACGAGAGGGGAGAACAGGGACGCUGUGGUCCGACGCCAGCCCCGACCUACCAACUCCUCCGGAGAACGUUCAGAAAGGCACAAAGAACAAAGACUAAGCCAAGGACCUUUGUCUUCCCUCCGUGCCGCCAUUAAGAGGACAUCUACUGGGUCGACUGCCCUGGGUGAAAACAGCUCCAGAGAUCGGAGGCGUCCUGAGAUCACCAUAGUUUCUGCCGAGCCACUGGCGUCCAACACCUGGUUUCCCGGGGCUUCUGGGGGAUUUCCUCCGCCCCCUCCCCCUGCCGCUACGAUCUGGGGCUCCAGCAUCCCCCCAGUCAUCCUGCCCCCUCCCUCUUACGAUGAGGUGAUUAAAGAGAAGAGUCAGGAACAGGUGCCGCCUCCAAGCUCUUCUCCUGCCUCCCAACGCUCCGUCUCCACGACUACCAUCGCCACACAGACGGACGUCGGACCAGAAUCAUCAGCGCCGAUCCAGAGAGCCCCUGUGGCCAGAAGACCUCCGAAGCCCCCCAGACCGUCUUAUCCCUUUACGACCAAUCCGUCGCAUGCUGAUGACACGACCACAGCUGCUGUCAACUCUGUCACCCCCCUAGAAGACCCUCUAGUCAGCAAACACCUGGAGGAGACCAGGCCCGCAGGGAUUCACGGUGACCUCUUGUCCUCUGAUCCUUUCUGCCCUCUGACCUCUGUCUCUAGCAGCCAGACCGACCAAUGGGAGCAGUCCUUUUCCGUCCUGCCAUCGCAUUCUAAGGUUGCCUUGACUACGCCCUCCGACCCUCAGCCCCAUCCCCGGCCACGCCCUCGCACAAAGAACAGUCUUCGACCAAUCAAAAGAGAGGUCAAUGUUCAGACCCUGGUGAGGCUUGGUGAAACAGGAAGUGAGGUUCCAGAAAACCAGGAAGGAAAUCAGCCGGGAGGAAAGUACCUUCAGGAACUACUGGAUGCAUUCAGCUCUGAUGAUUGGGGCUUCCCUGAUUCCCAUAGCAACAACGAAGUAGAGAGCGAGUCGGGAGGAGAGGAGGGGGAAGAAGAAGAAGAGGAGGAGGAGGAGGAGGAAGAAGAAGAAGAAGAAGAAGAAGAUAUGAGCACUCUGAAGGCAAGAAUACAGGCCUUCGAGCAGCAACAGGCAGGGCACGAGCACAGUAAUCCUCCAGACAGUAACCAUGGAGACAGAGCGUUGCCCGGGGGUGGGAGGCCGGAACCCCGCCCCAGAGUUCAGCCUCCGCCUAAACCAGCCCCGCCCAUUGCCCCCAAACCACCCCUCACUGCCAAGCCCACCGGCAAAGGACUCUGGGAAGACCGAGGCAUGGCAGUGGAGGAGGUCAACAAGACUGUUGAUUCCACCACACCACCCAAAAUUUCUGACCCCUCUCCCAAACCCACCCACCCCCCUGCCUCUGUGCCAGUCCCUGCACCCCGACCCCUCCUCCCUAAAAAGCCCCCUUCUGAUCCCCAAAGACCCGAACCCCCGACGGAGAAGUCUGAGGAGACCCCCUCAGUCCCCCGUCUUCCUCCGAGACCUCCAGUGGCUCUCAGGACUAGCGCGGCAGUGGUACCCCAGGAGAGGACCCCUGUGAUCGGGCAGCCGACCCCAGCCGUUCCCCCUAAAUCCUCCACAGAGCCCCAACCCCCCAGCGACAGUAAAACUACUAACAAUACUCGACCAAGUGUUGCUCAGAAGCCCAGCACCACGUCAUCACCCCGCAGGCAGAGCGUUCCUCUGUCUGGACCGUCCGGACCUGAGAAGAGACCCUCUAAAGUCUCCACCCAGGCCACCCCAGCAGUGACUAAACCCCCGUCUGUGCCUCCAGCCCCGACUCACAGGAAAACCCCACCAGUCUCAGCAGACCUCCAGCCUACUCUUCCUCCUCGUCCUCAGGGUGGUGUUAAGUUGCUCCCCCUCCGCCCACCUCCCAUAAAGUCUGUUCCUGGACGACCCCCUCCUCCACAGGCUGUCUCCACCCCUGCCGCUGUUUCAGCCACUCAGGCCCCUCUUCCUCAGGCUGUCUCUACCCCUGCCUAUGUUUCAGCCAAUCAGGCCCCACCUCCUCAGGCUGUCUCCUCGCCCGCUACCCCUCCACCACCCAAUCAGUUGCAGGGUCAAAGAGCGACCAAGAGGGGUCCCCCUCUGCCCCCGCGACCCAAACCUGGACACCCCCUGUACAAGAACUACAUGGUGAACAGUCAGAAACCAGAUGUCCUGGUUCUGCUGGAACCGGCUGACUCCGCCCCCAAGGACUGUCUCCUAAGAGAUGAGUCGCGUCCAGUUCAGCCGCCCAAUUUGAUCGCCGUCAGCCCUUUGUCUGACCAUUCACAGCCUCCCAAAUCGAAUCCUGCCUCUGAAGACAAGGGCCCAUCAAAGCCUGUCUCUGUAACCAACAACAGCCAAUCGGUGUCCAUCUCGGAUGAAAAACGCCGUCCAACACCUCCGUCCAUCCUCCUGUCCCCCCAGCUCUGUGGAGAGAAGGUCCAACCACUCACCACAACUGUCAGUGGUCCGAGGUGUGUGGCUCGGUUCGACUACGAGGGGGAGGAGGAAGAUGAGCUGACCUUCACUGCGGGCGAUGUCAUCGCUCUGACAGAGGUUAUUAGUAAGGAUUGGGGGCGCGGCGAAAUCCACGGGCGAACAGGAAUCUUCCCCCUGACCUUCACUGAAGAUGAACCGCCGAAGUCAACGGAGACAACCGCAAAACCGGUCGAGUCCUCUGAGUCUACAGACCAGUGGUUUGUUGCUCUAUAUGACUUCCCUGGCCAGACUGCAGAGGACCUGUGUUUCCAGCAGGGGGCGCUGAUCAGAGUAACACAGUGUGUUGACGCAGACUGGUCCAGAGGAAGAACCCAGGAUGGACGAGAAGGACUAUUCCCCACCGCUUUCUGUGCAGCUCAGCCAAUGACUGGGCAGCCUUUGGCCAAGGGUGUGGCCAGGGUCCAGUUUGAUUUCACAGCUGAAAGUGAAGACGAACUGUCAUUGAAGGCUGGAGACCUGGUGAAGGACUUGGAGUCUCUGGAUGACGAGUGGUUCAUAGGGAAGGCAGGAGGGAGACGAGGCCUUGUCCCCAAAAAUUACCUGAUACUGCUCCCCGACACACACACAUGAUCUGUGGAGACACGUGUGUGAGAAAUGUUUUUGUUGUUUGUGAGAGAGAGAGAGGAGUGUGUGUGUGUGUUUUAGCACAGACCAGAAUAGUUUUUAGUCAUUUUAGCAGGUACUCUCAUUCCUUUGACCUCCCAGUAUGAUUGAGUUAAUAGACAGUCUUUCAAACCCUGUAAUUUGCAUCUCAAAUACUUUCUGAACUCUUUUAAAUUAGUAGAAUGCCAUUGGGGGGGGGGGGGGGGUGGGUUCUUGUUUAACCCGGUUCCUGCCAGAGCCAUCAGUAACUGGACCUUGAGAACCUGGAGAGACUCUUCUCACAUUGUGUUAGGUUUCCGAUUUCGAUUCACGGCGAUGAUGGGUUUCAGUGAAUCCCUGACUUAUGCCUGUACUACAUCUGAUAGCAGGUUGUAGGCCUGGCUGCUCUUAAAGGCAUUUUCCGGUUGAGGCAACAUAAUACCCAUUACUGUGAAUGACAGGUCCGCUGGCAUUGCCUUUAAGCUGUAGUGCCUUUAUCUCUCUCUCUGGGUCUGAAUCCAGGCCUUAGUCUCUCAUUGUCUGUUAAUGCAUGACUUUAACAUUUUAGGAAGUUAAACAUCUAUGUGUAUCUUCUGUGUGAUCUUACCGUUAUCAUGGGACAUUCCGGACAAAAAUGUAAUCCAAAUAAAAGGACAUGUUGAAAUGCAA